Molecule: messenger RNA, 10477 nt
Organism: Melanotaenia boesemani (Boeseman's rainbowfish)
Lineage: Eukaryota; Metazoa; Chordata; Actinopteri; Atheriniformes; Melanotaeniidae
Gene: frya
Product: furry homolog a (Drosophila)
Exons: 63
Coding region: 181-9372 (3063 amino acids)
Biological process (GO): cell morphogenesis; neuron projection development
Cellular component (GO): cell cortex; site of polarized growth
Source: RefSeq, a predicted model, not a curated record
GUGAAAACACAUUAGGAGACUGAAGCUGACAACGUUGGCUGCAUCUUUGCACAGCUGAAAUUUGCUGCACAGCUCCCAGAAAGAGGUUUUAACAGGCAAAAAGGAAGGAGGGAAUUUCAAAACUGCACCACGAAAAGAGUGGAUAAACCUGGCACUGCUUCAAAUGACUGCUUUAGAAGAAUGAAAGAAGAGGCUGUGGGCUUCCUGCCAUCCAAAAUGUCUUUAGAGGAGAGAACUGCCAGAGAUGUGGCUGAGAGUGAGGUGGAUUGCUCUGUGGGACUGGAUGAGGUUGUCCUGGGCCGCAUUGCCAGCUUACCUCUGGAACCAUUCCCACCCAAAGACUUCAGAGGGAAGUUUAAAAAGAUGCGCCAGAAGAAGAGACCCACCAUUCUAGAAACAUCACCCGUGGGGAACGGAUACAGUAAACCUUCCCUCCCUCCGAUCAGCUGUCCUCAGGGAGAGAAAGGUCCACCAGCCAUGAUGCCCAUCAGCAUUGACCCAGAGAGCAAGCCAGGCGAAUAUGUCCUCAAGAGCCUGUUUGCUAACUUCACCACCUUAUCUGAGCGCAAGAUCCGCAUCAUCAUGGCUGAACCACUGGAGAAGCCAUUAACAAAGUCACUACAGAGAGGAGAAGAUCCUCAGUUUGACCAAUUGAUAGGCACCAUGAGCUCAUUGGCUGAGUAUAGUCUCCCCUCCAUCCUGCGCACUUUGUUUGACUGGUACAAAAGACAAAAUGGACUCGAGGAGGAGCUGCAUGAAUAUCGGCCAAGAUCCAAUACCAAGUCCAAAAAUGAUGAACAGCUGCGAGAUUAUCUACUUGAAAGGAGGGAUUUGGCUAUUGACUUCAUCUUCUCUCUUGUACUUAUAGAAGUUUUGAAACAGAUGCUGCUCUACCCAGCACUUGACAGUUUGGUCAGUGAAGUCAUUAACUUAGCUUUCAAGCACUUUAGAUACAAAGAGGGAUAUCACGGUCCUAACACUGGCAACAUGCACACUGUAGCAGAUCUAUAUGCUGAAGUCAUUGGAGUAUUAGCCCAGUCCAAGUUUCCUGCUGUGAAGAAGAAGUUUAUGACUGAGCUGAAGGAGCUGCGGCAGAAAGAGCAGAGUCCAUAUGUAGUGCAGAGUACCAUUAGUCUCAUCAUGGGGGUGAAGUUCUUCCGAAUUAAGAUGUAUCCUGUUGAGGAUUUUGAAGCCUCUUUUCAGUUCAUGCAGGACUGUGCUCAGUAUUUUCUAGAAGUCAAAGAUAAAGACAUUAAGCAUGCCCUAGCUGGCCUUUUUGUUGAGAUCCUGGUUCCUGUUGCAGCAGCUGUGAAGAACGAGGUGAACGUACCCUGCCUGAGGAACUUUGUGGACAGCUUGUAUGACACAACCCUGGACUUGUCCUCCAGAAAGAAGCACUCGCUGGCUUUUUAUCCGCUUGUGACAUGCCUGCUGUGUGUCAGCCAGAAGCAGUUCUUCCUAAACAGAUGGCACAUCUUCCUCAGCAACUGCCUAUCAAAUCUGAAGAGUAGAGACCCGAAAAUGGCUCGUGUUGCACUGGAGUCCUUGUAUCGACUGCUGUGGGUCUACAUGAUUAGAAUAAAGUGUGAGAGCAACACUGCAACUCAGGGUCGUCUCAACACUAUUGUCACAACACUGUUCCCCAAAGGAUCUCGCAGUGUGGUACCAAGAGACACACCUCUCAAUAUCUUUGUCAAAAUAAUCCAGUUUAUUGCACAGGAAAGGCUGGAUUUUGCCAUGAAAGAGAUUAUCUUUGACCUUCUCAGUGUUGGGAAACCUGCAAAAGCCUUUAGUCUUAAUCCAGAGAGGAUGAAUAUUGGUCUGAGAGCAUUCCUGGUCAUAGCAGAUAAACUGCAGCAGAAGGACGGCGAGCCUCCCAUGCCAAACACCGGCUGCACUUUGCCCUCUGGGAACACUCUCCGAGUGAAGAAGACAUACCUGAGCAAAACGCUGACAGAUGAAGAGGCCAAAGUUAUCGGGAUGUCACAGUAUUAUUUUCAUGUACGGAAAGCUAUUGACAACAUCCUCAGACACCUCGACAAGGAGGUGGGGCGCUGCAUGAUGAUGACCAAUGCUCAAAUGUUGAACAAGGAGCCUGAGGACAUGAUCACCGGUGAAAGGAAGCCAAAGAUCGAUUUGUUUAGGACAUGUGUCGCUGCUAUUCCUCGAAUCCUCCCUGAUGGGAUGUCCAAGCCUGAGCUCAUAGAUCUGCUUUCUCGAUUGACCAUCCACAUGGAUGACGAGCUUCGACUCAUAGCCCAGAAUUCCUUGCAAAGUUUGCUGGUGGAUUUCCCUGACUGGCGUGAUGACGUCCUGUUUGGAUUCACUAAUUUCCUGUUACGUGAGGUCCAAGAUACCCACCAAGGGUUAUUAGAUACAUCACUGAAAUUACUGCUGCAGCUGCUCACACAGUGGCGACUGACCCUUGGUACUGCAGGGAAGAGUCAUGACAAUAGUAAAACACGCACUGUUGAGCUUUUGCAGGCCAGUUCGAGUCUCAAGAUGCCAGCAGAACGAGGUCCUCACUCCACUGUUCUGCAUGCUGUGGAGGGACUGGCUCUUGUACUGCUCUGCUCCUGCCAGCUGAGCACCCGCAGACUUACCAUCACCAUACUGAAAGAGAUACGUAGUCUCUUCAUGACCAUUGGACAGUCUGAGGAUGAUGAAAAACCGAUGAUCGAGAUCAUGGAUCAGCUCAGCCCUGUUAUCCUGGAAAGUUUGGUCAAUGUUGCAGUCUCUGACACAGCCACCCUGCCAGCUGGUCAUCACGUGGACCUUCAGUGGCUCGUGGAGUGGAAUGCAUUGCUCGUCAACAGUCAUUAUGAUAUCAUGAGCUCCUCACAUGUGUGGAUCUUUGCCCAGUCCGUGAAGGACCCCUGGGUGCUCUGUAUAUACAGUCUUCUCAGACAGGACAACUUGCCCAAGCACUGCCCCACAGCUCUCAGCUAUGCCUGGCCAUACGCUUUCACUCGACUGCAGAUGCUCAUGCCUCUUGUAGACCCAAAUAAUCCAGUCUAUGCAAAGAAGACCAGCACCUCUGGCAAUGGGGAUAAUUAUGUAACUCUAUGGAGAAACUACCUGAUCCUUUGCUUUGGAGUGGCAAAGCCCAGUAUCAUGAGCCCAGGCCACCUGAGAGCAUCGACACCUGAGAUCACGGUUCCUACGCCUGACAGUGGUGUCGGCUACGAUAACAAGGUUAUUGGGAGCCCAUCUGUGGCUUGGCUUCUGAAGCAGCUGGUUCCACUGAUGAGAGCAGAGAGCAUCGAGUUGACGGAGUCAUUAGUUCUGGGAUUUGGUCGCACUAAUUCACUUAUAUUCAGGGAGCUUGUGGAGGAGUUACAUCCCCUCAUGAAAGAGGCAUUAGAAAAAAGACCUGAGAAUAAGAAGCGGCGUGAGCGACGGGACCUGCUGAGACUGCAGCUGCUGCGCAUCUUUGAACUGCUGGCUGAUGCAGGUGUCAUUAGUGACAGUACAAACGGAGCUCUGGAACGUGACACCCUCGCUCUUGGAGCUCUUUUCCAGGAGUACGUGGAUCUAACCCGAAUGCUUCUGGAAGCUGAGAAUGACAAAGAUGCCGAGAUCCUCAAGGACAUUCGAGCUCACUUCAGCGCCAUGGUGGCCAAUUUUAUACAAUGUGUACCAGUGCACCACAGGCGCUUCCUGUUUCCACAGCAGAGCCUUCGACAUCACCUUUUUAUCCUCUUCAGUCAGUGGGCUGGCCCUUUCAGUGUCAUGUUCACCCCCCUGGACCGCUACAGUGACAGGAAUCACCAGAUAACAAGAUAUCAAUACUGUGCACUAAAGGCCAUGUCUGCUGUGCUAUGCUGUGGGCCUGUUUUUGAUAACGUCGGCCUCUCUCCAGACGGAUACCUCUAUAAGUGGCUGGAUAACAUACUGGCCUGCCAGGAUCAGCGGGUCCAUCAACUUGGCUGUGAAGUCGUCAUCCUGCUUCUGGAGCUCAAUAAUGACCAGGUCAACCUAUUCAGCUGGGCUGUGGACCGUUGCUACACAGGCUCCUACCAGCUCGCCUCAGGCUGCUUCAAAGCCAUUGCUACAGUCUGUGGCAGCAGAAAAAACUACCCAUGUGAUAUCGUAACGUUGCUGAAUUUGGUGCUCUUCAAGGCAUCAGACACCAACAGAGAAAUCUAUGAGAUUUCAAUGCAGCUAAUGCAGAUUCUUGAAGCUAAGUUAUUCUUGUGCUCAAAGAAAAUAGCAGAACAGAAGCCAAGCAGUAUCCUGUAUGGCACCCAUGGUCCACUGCCACCCCUUUAUAGUGUAUCCCUGCCUCAACUCUCCAGCCAUUUGGCCAGGAUGUACCCUGAACUGACACUUCCUCUAUUUUCAGAGGUUAGCCAAAGGUUUCCCACCACUCAUUCCAAUGGGAGACAAAUCAUGUUAACCUAUCUCCUACCGUGGCUUGGUAACAUCGAGCUGGUGGAUAGUGGCCUACUACUUCCAGUCCUUACUCCGUCCACCCCAAGCUAUGACUCCUGCAGCCAGAUAACCAACACAGAUUCAUCAGCACACCUGAAAGGCACUGGCUGGGGAUCCUUACAAGCCACAUCUAUGGUUCUCAAUAACCUGAUGUUCAUGACAGCCAAGUAUGGAGACGAUCUACCUGGAUCAGAAAUGGAAAAUGCCUGGAAUGCUUUAGUCAGCAACAACAAAUGGAGCAACAACCUGAGAACCACACUGCAGUACCUCAUCAGCUUAUGUGGUGUCAGCAGUGACACCGCUCUUCUCCCAUACAUCAAGAAAGUGGUCAUCUACCUCUGCCGAAAUAACACCAUGCAAACCAUGGAGGAGCUGAUAUUUGAGCUACAACAAACAGAUCCAGUCAACCCCGUGGUACAGCACUGUGACAGCCCUCCUUUCUAUCACUUCACUGCCACAAGCAAAGCCUCUACAGCGGCUUCAGGCACAACAUCAAGCAGCAAUACAGUUGUGGCAGGCCAGGAGAGCUUUCCAGACACGGAUGAUACAAAGACUGUUAAGGAGAAUGAGGAGAGGUUAAGUCAUAUAAUACGAGCACACAAUCGUCUGGAAUCAAGGUACAGCAACAGUUCAGGAGGAUCUUAUGAUGAGGAGAAGAGUGAACCUCUGCCACCCUAUGCUGAUUGGUUGAUGGUUGUUAUUGAGACCAAUCAGCCCCAUCCUCUGCCCAUGCCACUCAGCGGAGGAUGUUGGGCUCCACUGGUGGACUUCUUACCAGAGACCAUCACUCCCAGAGCACCGCUGCACAGGUGUAAUAUUGCGGUCAUCUUCAUGACAGAGAUGGUAGUGGACCACAGUGUGAGAGAGGACUGGAGCAUGCAUCUUCCUUUACUGCUACAUGCGCUGUUUUUAGGCAUGGAUCACUAUCGUCCAGAGGUGUUUGAGCACAGCAAACGUCUCCUCCUCCACCUGCUCAUCACAUUGUCCUGUAAAAACAACUUUCAAGCAAUUGCAUCAGUUUUACUGCAGACACGGGAGAUCAAUGUCACCAAAACUCUCACCUGCAAACCAAGCUUGCAGCCAGAGUAUUCACCCUCAGGAGGUUUUGACUUCCUCCGGGAAUGUCAGGCAUCUCCUGUCCCAGACUCGGGUUUGAGCUCUUCCUCCACGUCAUCCAGUUUGAGUCUUGGGGGCAGCAGCAACAACCUGCCUGAGAUUACACAGGAGAUGGAAGAGCUGGUGGGCUCCAGUAAAACGAAUGAAAAGGCAAACAAACUCAUACAGUUUUUAACCACAAGGCCAUAUGGAUCACUGUGGUGCCAUGAAGAUAUUUCAUCAAAGAACCAAAUUUCAAAAAGCACCGGACAGCUGACAAAUUUCCUGAGACAUGUGGUAUCUGUGUUUAAAGAGUCCAAGUCAGAAUUCCACCUGGAGCAGCAGCUCAGUGAGGUUGCUCUGCAGACAGCUUUGUGUAGUUCAUCCCGUCACUACGCCGGCCGAUCCUUCCAGGUGUUUCGAGCCCUUCGCCAACCCAUCUCUGUGCAUGCUGUGUCCGACCUGCUCUCAAGGCUGGUGGAAGUCAUUGGUGAACAUGGAGAAGAAGUACAGGGUUAUGUGAUGGAAGUCUUACUUACUCUGGAGUCUGUGGUAGAUAACUUGGCUGAAUGUCUCAAGAACAAUGAUCUCAUGGCAAUCCUGACAAGAGCCUCAUCUCCAGAUUUCCUCACUAGUUUUAAGCAGCUGUCCAACAGGAAGAGCACAGGACAGCUUAAUCUUAGGAGAGAGGAGAGGACCAGGCAUCAGAGGAGCUCUUCGGUCCCCAAAAAGUUUGGAGAGGCUGACAGGUUGUCUGACCCACCUCGUAGUGCAACACUGGACCGUAUCCAAGCCUGUGAACAGCAGGUUUUAUUAGCCAAGAGCCGCUGCUCAUCUUCAUCUAAAGACACUGUCACAGACCCAACGAGCAUCAACCACCCCAGCAACCUGCUGGCCACCAUCUUCUGGGUGGCAGUGUCGCUGAUGGAGUCAGACUUUGAAUUUGAGUAUCAGAUGUCUUUAAGGCUUUUGAAUAAACUGCUGGCCAACAUGUCACUGGACAAACAGGAGAACAGAGAGAAGCUGGAGAAACUGCAGAGCCAGUUGAAAUGGAGCAGCUUCAAUGGACUGCAGCAGCUACUGUUAAAAGGCUUCACGUCCAUGUCCACCACUGACUUCACGCUCCAGCUCUUCUGCCAGCUCACACCUGUGUCACGAGUGCCUGUAGUAGACACAUCACAAGCCAUAGGUUUCCCCCUGAAUGUUCUCUGCCUGCUCCCACAUCUUGUGCAGAACUUUGAUGCACCAACACAGUUCUGUCAAGAUGCUGCUGAGAAGAUAGCCCAGGUAUGCCUCGAGGAAAACAAUGCCAAGCUCUCCAACCUCGCUCAUGUCAUGACUCUGUAUAAAACACACUCCUACACACGAGACUGCUUCUCUUGGGUCAGUGUGGUGUGCCGAUAUCUCCAUGAAGCUUUCUCAGACAUCACCCUGAGCCUGGUCACUUACAUGGCAGAGCUACUGGAGAAGGGCCUUCCCAGCAUGCAGCAGACACUCUUACAAAUCAUCUAUAGCCUCCUGAGUCACAUGGACCUGAGUGGAAUUCAAGCAAAACCCUUUAACAUGGAGGUGCUCAAGACAAUUGAGAAGUUUGUCCAGACUGUCCAUUGGAGAGAAGCACUAAAUAUUCUGAAGUUGGUGGUUUCUCGAUCAGCCAGCUUGGUGCAGCCGUCAUUCACACAGAGUGACCUCCCCUAUGAGGACACCAGCCGUAUCUGGGACCGCUCCUCCAAGGCCUUGCCUGGGAAAACACUGGAUUUUCACUUUGACAUAUCUGAGACACCAGUGAUUGGUCGCCGUUAUGAUGAUCUGCAGCGCUCCCCAGGCCACGAUGUGAAGAGUACAAUCACAGCAGCAACUCGUAGCACCUCCUCCACCUCCUCUGGAUCCACCUCAAACAACGUCCUGGUGCCAGUCAGCUGGAAGAAGCCUCAAUCCUCACAGAAAAGAACACGGGAAAAACUGGUGAACGUUUUGUCUUUGUGUGGACAAGAAGUGGGACUCACAAAAAAUCCUUCGGUCAUCUUCUCCAGUUGUGGGGACCUGGACCUCAUGGAGCAUCAGCCCAGCCUAGUGUCUUCUGAUGAAGGGACCCGGGAACUAGACAACAUGGACGACACCACCUCAGAGCAGCAGUUCAGAGUCUUCAGAGACUUUGACUUCCUGGAUGUUGAACUUGAGGAUGGAGAGGAGCUGCAGGGAGAAACUAUGGACAACUUCAACUGGGGUGUGCGUCGGCGCUCUAUGGAUAGUCUGGACCAAAGUGACCUGCAGCCCCUGGAGGAGAGUCAGCUGUCCAGCAGCAUGCCCAGCCUCAGCAAGGUUGCCAAUGAAGACUCAGAUGAAUCAUCUGAAGAGGAUUCCCUGACUGCCAGCCAGAUACUCUCCCACUCCCAGCUUAUUAUCAGCGUCUCUCCAACAGCAGAGAUGAGUAGUAUGGACACGUCCUCUGCCUUAUUUGAUACAACUUCAGCAGAUUCAACUCCUCUGAGCACCACAACUCCCAGUUUCGAGGUCCAACUGCCAGAGGACUCGAAGCAGCGGCACGAAGAGUCACAAGAAGAGGAUAACACAAAUGUCCAUGAAGAGAAUCUGUCUCUCUCCAUCACUGAGCUGCCUCCUGAAUAUCACUGUAGUGAGCGUUUGACAAUGGACUCUGUUUACAGCGAUUACAAAGGAGAGCUGGACCGUGACAGUUGCUUGCCCAGUCUUGCUGAGGAAGAGAGGGACGACGUGCUGGAUUCACGCUCUUCACCGCCACCGUCACCCUUCUUCUCUGCCAUUCUCGCGGCUUUCCAACCGGCAAUUUGCGAUGAUGCAGAGGAGGCCUGGCGAAGCCACAUCAAUCAGCUUGUGUCUGACUCAGAUGGAUCCUGUGCAGUAUACACUUUUCAAGUGUUUUCUUCACUUUUUCACAGUAUCCAGACCAAAUUCUGUUCCUUGACCUGUGAUGCUGUGACUUACCUCAGUGAUAACUUGGGAGGAUUAGGAUCAAAGUUUCUGAGGUCUUCUCAGAUGCUGACAUCAUGCUCAGAGUGCCCAACCCUAUUCAUUGAUGCUGACACAAUAAUGUCUUAUGGACUCCUGGAAAAAAUUAAAUUCAGUGUUUUGGAACUUCAAGAAUAUCUUGACACUUACAACAACCGAAAGGAGGCAGCUCUUACGUGGCUGAACAACUGUAAGGCCACCUUUCCCACGAGUGCUGGAGACACCGUGAUAACGUGUCAACCAGCGGAGCAUGAUGGAAAGCAAAUGGAAUCUCUGGCUCAACUGGAGCUCUGUCAAAGACUCUACAAACUCCACUUUCAGUUGUUGCUGCUUUUUCAGUCCUACUGUAAGCUGAUUGAACAGGUCUAUGCAAUAAGCUCUAUUCCAGAGCUCACAAAUAUGUCCAGAGAGUUAAAUGAGUUGAGGAGUAACCUGAGGGUAGCAGCAGCCUCAGUGGCAAAUGAAGAGGUUGCUGCCUGUCAGAGCUCCAGCUCUGAGCCCAUCUUCAGCUCUUCUGAAGCUGCUGUGCAGGCCAUCCUUGACGGUCUGAAGAACAAUGAGUUUCCAACAGCCAUUUGCUACAUUCGUCAGUGCAGAACAACGUGGCCCAAUGAUAUCUUUGGCAGCCAGUCGGAUGAUGAGGUCCAAACACUGUUGAACAUCUAUUUCAGACAUCAAACUUUGGGCCAGACGGGAACAUUUGCUCUGGUGGGCUCAAAGCAGGACCUCACAGAAAUCUCUGUCAAGCUCAUGGAACUUAACGGAGAGACUCGAGACAUGAUCCGGCGAGCCCAGGGCUACAGAGCAAUCACAGCUUUUCUUCCAGACUCCAGGGUUUCAGGGUCAACUCUCUGAUGGUGGUCUAGCAAUGUGUGGCACAUUUGACUGCACAGCACAUACCAUCUCUUCCUGUCUGGGGCAGCUGCUAUCAUUUAAGUUACUAACAAGAACUCAGCUCUCUCAUGGGAAUAACCAAAACCUUAUUUCCUCUUUUUUCUCUGUGUGAAUCUGAAUGUCAUGAAUUCAGAUCUUUAAAUGUGCAGCAACACGUUUUUACUCAGAGUGACUUUGCUGUUCUAACAAAGUUUUUCUUGCACUAAUAUCAGAAACCAUCACAAUGCUACCACACUAUCAGCUGUCCUAUUUAACAAACAACAAACCAAAGCUAAGUGAUUACCUGUCCGUAGUGUUGUUUUUAUUAUUAAGGGAAAAUGUGCAAUUAUUCACUGAAGUGGAAGACCUUUUCUGUCUCCUAAAAGAAUGUAUUUGAGUAUCAUAACAUUGGAAAACACUGUUAGAUAAGACAAAGGGAGGGAUCAUUACUUUGUUAAUGCAGUGGGUCCCUUGUGUGUGUUUGUGUGUGCGUGCCGAUAUGUGGUGAGUGUGCUAGAAUGUGUGAAUUAAGUUAUGACGACCAUCAUAGAUGGAAUUAUUGAUUCUGAUGUGUAUGAGUGGUUCUUGUCAAACUACACGGACAUGCUGCAAAUCUACUGUAAUGUCUCAAACCUACAUGCUGCUGUGGGUUAUCUGUUACUUAAAACAUCUUACUGUACCUUUAAACUGUGCAGCUUUUUGCAAAUAGGUAAAUUAUUUAUAUUUUAUGCAAGAGAAAGUAUGCUUUUAUCACACUAGAUUUAUAGAAUACAAAUAUUUAGUUUAAUCUUUAAAACUUGCCAAGCUUGCAAUUUGAUGUACUAUAAAAUGAACAGCAAUGUUUAUGAACAAAUAUUGAAACUAUUUUAACGGAAUAAUUGUACAUAGUGAAAUAGAGGUUUUGCUCAGACUCAUUGUGUUUUUAUGAAAAUAAACUUUGGCUUGCUUGGAAAAUUAGUACCUACAUAUUUGUAAAGCUUCCACAAGAUCUCAUAGCCUCUUGCUUUGUAAAUACAUCUGCCUUCGCAAUGUACUGUAUUUUGGUGUUCUGUACACAUAUGUAACAAUAAACCUUACAUUUGUUAAA